AUGUCCAAAUUGUUUCGCUCGAUCGCCCAAGGGUACAGUAGUAAUAAUGGCGCUGAAUGGACGCCGACGAUUCGAUUCAUCAGCUACGACGAGAAUGGCGACGUGACUCGGACGCCGCCGAUCGAAGCCGACGAUCUACUCGAGUUCUUCGACGAGCAAGGCGCGAGUGCUGAGGUCAUUGUGAAGGCGAAAAUCUGGAAGCACCAAUUGUUCGACGUGUUCCCGGCGUGGUUCGGACUCUGGCACGAGUACAUCGUCGUCGAGACGACCAACUGGUUUUGGUCGUUCGAGAAGUUCUCGUGCUCGUUGUUCGUGCAGCGUUCGCGUCGACUCGACGACGUGCUUCGACGAAUCGCCGGCAAAUCGCGAAAGCCCGAGAGGCCCGAAGGCCGCUGGGACGACGACGUCCGAUUUGGCGAGACGAUUCAGAAUGUGAUCGAAUGGAUUCUGAACACCGGCAAACUCGAGACCAACUACGACACGUUCAAGAGCAAUUGCCAUUUUUUCGCCUCGCUUCUCUAUGAAGCCAUCACGAGAACGAAAAAGUUUGCGUCGCUCAGCGUUAAAGGCUCAAGCAAAAGCGUCGGCGGACAAUGGCAGCCGAAGAUCACAUUCGUUUCGUAUCGCGGCAACACGGUCGCCGAACGAUUGACGCUGUGCGGCUUCUCGAACAUUCUAGAAUUCGGCAAAUCGAUCGGAAUUGACGACGAGGCGAUCAUCGGCGUUGAGAAGCGAACACACAACCUGUUUCGGGGUGUUCCGUCUCUCGGAUUGCUCUACCACGAGUUCAUCAUUCUCAAAGCGAUUAGCUGGAAUUGGAGCAUCGAGAAGAACUCGGACGGCAUUCUUGUGCAGCGAGCGAAAACCGCUGACGUGCUCUACGACAACGCCGACGGGAUCCGCCGAACGUCGAGGACGAGCAGCUAUCUCAGCUGGCGGAACUACGACGAUUGCAGGCACACCAUUAAUCAUGUCUUUCAGUGGCUUCUAAACAACGAAGAGCUCAAGAGGACCUAUCAUUUGUUCGAAGACAAUUGCCAAAUUUUUGCGGCGCGACUCCACCAAGCGAUUUUGAAUGAAUUGGACAAAUUCGUGAGCGGCAUCUCGGAAGCGCCGCGCGAGGCGCGCAUCAAAUUCGCCUCGUACGGCGGCGCGACGGAAAUGAAAACGAGUCGAAAAGCCGACGAGCUGGUGGCGUUUUACGACGAGACGAAUCGCGUCGACGAGCGCAUCGACCAAGUCAAACUAUGGCGACAUCCGAUGCCGUCGAGAUCGUUGUUCGACUUCAAUCCGCCAUCGCACGAGUUCAUCACAAUCAAAACCGGCGACGUCUACUAUUCGUUCGACAAAUAUCCCGACGCGCUCUACAUCCAAAAGUCGGCCGAUGAGAAGGAUGUUCUGGCGAUGGUCUAUUCGAAACCGCGGCCGAAUCGCGAGCACCUCGUCGCCGAUGGCCGGUAUUGCACCAAAUUGGCGUAUAAUGAGUCGGUUCGUCAUAUCAUUGAGUGGAUUGUCAACACGAGAUGCUACGAGAACGCCAAAAUUGAUCCGCACACGUUCGGAUCGAGCGCGUUUGCCGACUUCGCCAUUUGUCGUCCGGCAUCGAAUCGACGUCGUUCGUCGUAUUGGAGUAUGGAGAGGAGCAACGUCAUCGCGCAAAUCACGAAGACCGCGAACGAUGUGAUUCAGAAGCUCGGUGAGUCAACGCCAUCAAUAUUGGGUCUCGACGCGCGUUUUGUCAGCUCGACGACUCGCCGACGGCCAACGGUGCACUUCGUCGCCUACCGCGACGGGUUGGUGUCUCGCAGCGACGAGUUGACGCUCGACGAGACGUCGAAAUUCGUCGCGACGCACUACGACGCCGACGACGCGAGAAUCGUUUCGUCGAAAAUCUGGAAGACGCCCUUCUUCGCGUGGUUUCCGCCAAUCUUCUGCGUUUGGCACGAGUUCGUCAUCGUCGAAUCGUCGUCGAAUCGCUAUUGGAGCUUCGAGAAGCACGACUACACGCGCGUCAUCAUUCAGACGUCGACACGCGAAUCGGAUGUGAGACAUCAUUCGGAAGGUGUCGGUCGGCAUUCGCCAACGAUUCCCGAAGGACGACAUUGCGAGUCGAUCGCGUUCAACGAGACGAUCGUCGAUUGCGUCGAGUGGAUUCGAAGGCGCCACACCAAAUCUGCCGCCUUCACCAAAUUCUGCCACCAUUUCGCUUCAUUGCUUUAUGAGGCGAUCAAUCGCCAAAAAGGACGCCGACUCGAUGAUGACUAA
Molecule: messenger RNA, 2265 nt
Organism: Caenorhabditis bovis
Lineage: Eukaryota; Metazoa; Nematoda; Chromadorea; Rhabditida; Rhabditidae
Source: the annotation of a GenBank genome assembly